AUGGGCGGAUGGGCGAUAUAUUGUGCGAUAUGCGGUGGUACAUUCUCCAGCCAAGUGGAUAUGGACCCUGAAGGGACGGAGGAGGACCAUUAUCGCUACGAAAUUCUGCGGGACUGCAAUCUGGAAUGGCUAGACAAAGUCUGUGCUCUGGGUAUCAAUCCCAGUGCCCGUGGAAAUGUUAAUUAUCAUGAUUUUUCCGAAAUUGGGGACCCUCACGUCUUUCCUUUCCAUCCAAUUUGCUACCAUGAUAUCCUUGAGAGAUGUAUCCGUCAAAAAGGCCAUGGGCAGAUCAAGAGGGACCUAUUAUUUGAUGUCUUUGAAGACUUGAAUGGCGGUCGAUACGUCAGGUUGCAGAUUAGUUAUGGCGAACCAGAGCCCAGUGCUGAACAGGUUUGGUGCACUACAAAAGGCCAAGAAACUUUGGUGGUAAAUCCGGUCAGAAUUCCACAGCUGGAUGCCGAUCUUGAUCUCGUCAUGAAAUCCCUCGAGCAGAAGGCAGGACCGGAUCAGAAUUUCCGAAAUGAAGAUAUCUUCGAUAGGCUGCCGAUUGAGCUGCGGCAUCAGGUUUUCGAACUUCUUCCAGCUGGUUCGAUUCUUGCUGUGAAGGCCGCUUCAUUGGCGAUGCAUACUACUACCUUACCUCGUGGGUUUUGGAACCACAGGUUAAGAAGUGAAAUACCAUGGCUCUGGGAGGUCCACGAUAUUGAUGUCUUUCAAUCCCAAGAGUCAGAGAACAACGCUUCCAAGCUACUUCUGGACAUUCGCACGAAGAGUCAAUACACAUCCAAGAAUGAUGAUUACAUUUUGGGACUUGCCAACCGGAGGCGAAUUUGGGACGUCUGCGAGCAGAUCUGCAGCCUGUACUUGGAAAGACUGAAAGGUAUUUCCAAUACAGACAGCUAG
Penicillium egyptiacum is the source of this 903-nucleotide messenger RNA. The record is from the annotation of a GenBank genome assembly. NCBI's taxonomy places the organism in Eukaryota, Fungi, Ascomycota, Eurotiomycetes, Eurotiales, Aspergillaceae.